UUUGAUAAAUCUUUACAACCAUAUCCUCCAAUGAGAUGCCUGACACCUGACGAAAAAGUUUACAAUUUUGAGAAUGUGAAUGCAACGGCAAAUAGCAUCUUUGUGAAUCUUCCGGAGCCGGUUGUAAAGAGUGGAUGCAAAAAGUAUAAUUUACCAACUACUAUAUAUACUAUCUCUGUAAGCUGUCCAUACAACAAUCUCAACAAGUCUGAGAAAUUCAAUGUGCUGCGAUAUGUGACAUACGAGCGAUAUUACGAGAUUCAGAACUUAACACCAUUUACGGAGUACAAGUUGAAGUUUACUUUAAGCAAUUUUUACUUUGAUCAAUUAUCAAUAAAUCCAUUCGAUUCGAAUGUGAUAUCAAUAAAAACUAAUUCGGGCAAGCUUAAUGCACCAGAAAACAUAAGUGUGCUAGCUUUGACGCCUACUAUAGCAGUAAUUCAUUGGAUGCCACUCAAAAAAGUAUACUGCGCGGCCGUGACCUACGAAGUGCAUUGGAAGUCAGUUGCAUUAGUGAAUGGCACGCAACAAGAAGGCAAACAAUUUAUCAAUGUGCCGAAACGUAUGGUAGACGGCAGAUUUUUCACAAAGAUUAACUUGUCGCUAUCAGUACAAGAUUACUUGAUAUACGUGCGUGUGUAUCCAAUUAAUUUCAGCGAUUUCUACAACGAGAGUUUAAACAAGAUCGUUCACAUAUACUCAGAACCAAACAAUAUUACUUUAAGCGGGGUCAACAUAAAUAGCAUGAACAUUUCAUGGAUCUCAAAUAUUAAUCUGAUGAUCCUUUUUAUACUAGAGUACAAAGAUAUUGCAGCAGAAAAGUGGCAAACAAUGAAUUAUUUUGAAAUGAAUUAUAACAAUGAAGUAACAUACCAUGUCGAAAAUUUACAAUCGGGAACUUUAUACAAGUUUCGCUUGAUAUUGAGAUACCUCGAAUAUGAGGAAAAUUUUAUAUGGCCGGCUGAUGAAAGAUUUAUUUUUUCAACACUUGGUAAGCAAACGAAGAUAUUUUUACAGGUGUAUCAGAGCGACCAUAUUCCGAGACCUCCUGGAAUAAUAGCCAAAAAAUAUUACUUAUUAUUGAUAUUAAGCUUUAUCGUUAUAGUUACUAUAAUCUGCGUCUACAACUUUUAUCGUUUGUAUCAUCAACGCAGAGGUAAUAAUGAACAAUUUUUGUCUUCAACGAUGAACGAUAUAGAAUUGGCGAUUCUACAUGAAGUACCUUGCCGAAACACUCAAUUCAAUAUGAUUUACAGUCCUAUGUUACAUUAUAAUCCGGAUGAAUGUGCGAUAACUAAAGUCGCAUGUAAACAGAUUACAUUUACAAAACUUCUUGGUAGCGGCGCAUUCGGAAAGGUGUUUCAAGGAAAUGUGGAGAACUUAGAAGGAUCCGGCAUAGAGAUAUCCGUUGCAAUAAAAAUGCUUCGAAAAGAUGCUUCUUCAAAUGAGAAAAAAAAAUUUUUAAAGGAAGCCAAGCUUAUGAAUCAUUUUCGACACAAACAUAUAUUAAGAUUGUUGGCCAUUUGUUUAGAUGGAGAUUCUCCGUUACUAGUGUUGGAAUUGAUGGAAACUGGUGAUCUGUUAAAAUAUUUGAGAGAUUGUCGAAAUUUGCAACCGUCAGAUUCGUAUGCUCUGCGUUUGCAGGAUUUGCUCGCCAUGUGCGAAGAUGUUGCGCGAGGUUGUUGCUACUUGGAAGAGUUGCGUUUCGUACAUAGAGAUCUAGCGUGUCGCAAUUGUUUAGUAUCUUCGAGAAAUCGCGAGAAUCGUAUCAUCAAAAUUGGAGAUUUUGGAUUAGCUAGAGAUAUCUACAAGGAUGAUUAUUAUCGCGCGAAAGGAGAAGGUUUGUUUCCUAUUCGCUGGAUGGCACCAGAAUCUUUGACGAUUGGAAUAUUUACUUCUCAAAGCGAUGUUUGGUCAUUUGGGGUAUUAAUAUGGGAAAUUACAUCGUUGGGUGAGCAACCUUAUAUUGUCAAGACUGAUGAAGAAGUGAUAAAUUAUGUUCGUGCUGGAGGCAGGUUGCCGAUGUCUCUUAACUGUCCGUCAACGUUGUACCAGUUGAUGUUGCGUUGCUGGAGUACAGCGGAUGCCAGACCAAAUUUCAAACUUUGUCUUAGAAAUAUUAUAGCAAUAAGAAAGAACAUAGAAGAUACCUUACUGAGUCCAGUCGAUAUUAUUUAGCCGAUAUAAUUAAACUAAUGUUUAUCUU
Molecule: messenger RNA, 2206 nt
Organism: Camponotus floridanus (Florida carpenter ant)
Lineage: Eukaryota; Metazoa; Arthropoda; Insecta; Hymenoptera; Formicidae
Product: protein sevenless
Exons: 6
Biological process (GO): positive regulation of kinase activity; protein phosphorylation; cell surface receptor protein tyrosine kinase signaling pathway
Cellular component (GO): membrane; signaling receptor complex
Molecular function (GO): ATP binding; protein binding; transmembrane receptor protein tyrosine kinase activity
Source: RefSeq, a predicted model, not a curated record